Rubroshorea leprosula is the source of this 2443-nucleotide messenger RNA. The record is from the annotation of a GenBank genome assembly. Lineage: Eukaryota; Viridiplantae; Streptophyta; Magnoliopsida; Malvales; Dipterocarpaceae.
GCCCUUUCGUUCAAUCUCUCCAAUGUUCCUUCUAGGCUCGCCCAUUCCCUUCCCUUCUCCCUCGAUUUUUCUCCCAAUUUUCCCUCCAACUUUUUCCCUUCAAUUCUCCUCAAUUUUCCACCUCCGAUUUUCCUCCCUCAAAAGCCGAAGGUGCCCCCCUUUUUAUACAGAAAUAGAGAGAACUCCAAUCCUUUUUCUAACUCUAAAUUCUAAUCCCAAUCCCCAAAAUUACAGAUAAUAAUCUAAUCCUAUUUGAAAUUGGAAUCCUAAAAUUAACCUAGUCUUUACACAUCUUCCCUCUUUUAAGGCUAGAUUCAUACCUUUAAAAUAUCAGUACUCCCAAUUUGAAUCGACUUCGAAAAUCUUCUGCGACUCUUGAUAAGGACUUCAAAUCCGAAAAUCUCUUCUUGUGUUGUUGUGGUCUAUCCAAACUUUGAAUGGAUUUAGAGAUAAAUCAAGAAGAAUUUUGUGAAAUUUGGAGAUAGUCGGCGGCAAAAGGAAGAAACCCAUUUUUUUGGGAAGCUAGGAGAAAGAGCAGCAGAUCCCGGCCGGAUUCCGGCGACAUUGCGGUCUCCCUUAGCUAGGUAACUUCCUGAUCCGAACACGUAAGGGGCGCCUUCGGGUUUUUGCCUCCGGGACUACUCCAAAACGGUGUACCCGGAAGCAUGACGACCUACAAAGCGCCUCUUACGUGCCUGUUUGUUCAUUUGGUGAUGGAUUUUUUGGUUGAAUGUACUGUCCACUUUAAUCUUGAAUAUACAUGCUCAGUUUUAGUUUAUGUUGGUGCAUUUUGAAUGCAAUUAGGCUCCGUUAGUAUGAUUUUGCUUUCAAUUGAGUACGUACUAAAAAUUUUUCUGCUCAACCCAAAGUUGGCCGCAAUCGACCGGUGGAGAUGUCCUAUUUUUAUGAUGUCACGUCAACCCAAUGCAUUCUUGAGUGGAUGCAGGCUUCGGUUUUGGCAAAGAUGGAUUUACGGUUGGUUAAAGAUAGAGCUACCCACAGCUUCUUCUGGUGAACUACGAAUUCCUGUUACGACUACGACUUCAGAGAAAAAAACAUUGAAAUACAAGAGAUUUACUCUUGAAGUAUUUGGUCGACGUGUUAAAUUGAGCUUAAUGCUCCAAAAUUUCUCUGGAAUCAAACAAAUUUAUGAUUUGAAGUUGAUGCAUUUCUAUAGCCUUGAGAUUCUUCGAUGUACGUGUAAUCAUUUUUCAACAUUAAAAGUUCUAUCUCUGAGGAGUUGUGGAGUGGUUGACGCGAUGUUUGAAGCUACCAAGCAGGGCAUUGUUGAAUUCGUCGUUGAGCUACUGAAAAUAACCCAACCACUCAUUGUCACUGACAUUGAUGACAGACACGUUUUCAUGAUAGCAAUCCAAUAUCGUCAAGAAAACAUUUUCAACCUCCUGUAUGGCAUUAAUGAGGAAUGGAGAGCGCGUUUUCUUAAUUGGACAGAUAGAAACUGGAAUAAUAUGUUACACGUGGCAGGGGAGAUAGCUCCUCCCUCUCAACUUGUCCGAAUCUCUAGCACUGCAUUGCAGUUGCAAAGAGAAUUACAAUGGUUUAAGGAGGUGGAAAGAAUUGUUCCAGAAUGGUGCAAAGAAUCUAAAAAUAGUAAUGGUGAACCUGAAACCCCUUAUGAAGUAUUUUCAAAUAGCCAUCGGAAUUUAGUGGAAGAGGGGGGAAAAUGGAUGAGGGACAUGGCAAAUUCUUUUAUUAUUAUAGGUACUCUCGUUGUCACGAUCACGUUUGCUGCAGCCUUUACUAUUCCAGGUGGCAAUGCUCAGGAUGGGUCUCCCAAUUUUUUACGGAAAAGAUUAUUUAUGAUAUUUAUAAUAUCUGAUGCGAUUUCCUUCUUUACUGCAUCAACUUCAGUCUUAAUGUUUUUGGGAAUCCUUGCACGGCGCUUCGCCCCGGAAGAUUAUCUCGAGUCCAUACCCAAGAAGUUGAACAUGCUCCUCUCCACUAUUCUUAUUUCUAUUGCAGCAAUGACGGUUAGCUUUUCUGCUGCUCUUUUGAUUAUGAUACAACAUCGACCGUGGGCAAUCAUUCCCAUAAUUAUAAUGGCUAGCAUUCCAGUUACAUUUUUUGUAUUGUUGCAGUUUCCCCUCCUUGUUGAAAUGUUUUCUUUGACAUAUGCUACGGGAAUAUCUUUUAACAGAAAAAUGAAGCCUUGGCUGUAUACAUAGUGGAGACCAAGUUGAUUGAUCUUUUUGGAACACGAGUAGAUUCCCCUUCAAGUUGAAAUUCUUUAGCUUGUUCUUUGGUUAUGUUUGUUGGAACUUCUAAUUUCCCUGUUCUAUUUGGUUGGAUUAUCAGAUUUUUUGCUUUUAAUUAUGCGAAUGUGGUUUAUGUACCUUCUCAUUGUGUAAAAACAAUGUUAAGCAUACAUGUUAUGUUAUAUUUUCAGAUAUUUUGCUUUCUUAAAUAUAUAUGUGAUUGAUGG